Camelina sativa (false flax) is the source of this 1890-nucleotide messenger RNA. NCBI's taxonomy places the organism in Eukaryota, Viridiplantae, Streptophyta, Magnoliopsida, Brassicales, Brassicaceae. The record is from RefSeq and is a predicted model, not a curated record.
AUGUCGGGUUACAAAAUUUGGUUUCUCCAUGGUGAAAGACUAGAGUAUAUUAGUUCUAGCGAACCAUAUAUUGUUGAUAGCGUAGAGGAACCUAGAGCAGAAGUAGAUUAUGGUGUGGAUACUAUUGAGAUGGUGAAUGAUGCAUAUAGGGAAAAAAUGCAAUCGAUGGGUCAAAAUGUUGAUAGAUUAGAGGAACCUAAUGCAAAGGCAUGCAAGUUUUUUUCUAUGCUGGAUGCAGCUAAGCAGUCGUUAUACGGAGGUUGUAGGGAAAGUCAUUCGGCUUUAUCAUCUGCAAGCAGAUUGAUGACCAUAAAGACGGACUACAAUUUGGCUGAGGAAUGUGUGGAUGCGAUAACAGAUUUUGUGAAAGACAUUUUGCCUGAAGAUAAUCAUUUUCUAGGUACAUAUUACGAGAUUCAGAAAUUGGUCGCCGGUCUUGGUUUGCCGUAUCAAAUGAUAGAUGAAACAGGCGGUAGGGUUCCAGUUCCAUAUAAGCGGAUGUGGUAUUUACCUAUCACAGAAAGGCUGAAGCGAUUAUAUCAAUCUGAGCGUAUGGCUAGUCCAAUGAGAUGGCACGCAAAACACAAUGCAAACGGAGAGAUUACGCAUCCUUCAGAUGCGGAAGCAUGGAGGCAUUUCCAAUCUGUGUAUCCAGAUUUUGCGUAUGAGCCAAGAAACGUGUACCUAGGAUUAUCUACGGAUGGUUUCAACCCAUUUGGAAAGCAUGGAAGUGCUACAACAUAUGACGUUUCAACCAAGCAGAAUUUCCAGAUGCGUGUAGCACUUAUGUGGACGAUUAGUGACUUUCCAGCUUAUGGGAUGCUAUCUGGAUGGUCAACUCAUGGAAGGUUAGCGUGUCCGUCUUGUGAAGAUAACACAGAUGUGUUCCAGUUGAGGCAUGAACGUAAAACUAGUUGGUUUGAUUGUCAUAGAAGAUUUCUACUAGCUCGUCACCCUUACCGGCGUUCGAGGACAUUGUUUUGGAAGAAUAAGCAAGUGGUUGAUGUACCACCUCCGGAAGUCGACAGACAUAUUUUACUGGAACAGUUAAGAGAUUUUGGAGCAGAGAGGACUACAGAUUGUGGUGGUAAUGGACAUGUUGUUGUUUACGGUGCUGGCAUCAAUCACAAUUGGUAUAAACAUAGCAUUUUUUGGGUGUUGCCUUAUUGGAAAGAUCUUUUGUUGAAACAUAAUCUAGAUGUCAUGCACGUAGAGAAGAACGUCUUCGCCAACCUCAUGAACACUGUUCUAAAUGUCCCAGGAAAGACAAAAGAUAAUUUGAAGUCUAGAUUAGAUUUGCCAGAUAUUUGUGAUCGCGAACCGCUUCAUGUACUAGAAAAUUGGAGAUGUCCAGUCCUGACAUUUCGGUUAGACACGCGCAAGAAUGAAGCGUUCUUCAACUGGAUUACCCAUGAUAUUAAAUUUCCUGACGGAUAUGCAUCUAAUUUGCGUAAUUGUGUUGAUAUGGUUGAAGGAAAGUUUACUGGAAUGAAGAGCCAUGAUUUUCAUGUUGUGAUGCAACGACUUCUUCCAUUUGCAUUUGAGCAUCUUUUACCAAGCAAUUGCAGGAUUUACAUGGCGUUAAUACGCUCUUACUACCCGACAUAUACCGAGGAGCAGCUUGAUGAGCAUAAGCAAAAUCGUUGGGUAACAGUUACACAAAUAAACCCAAGAGGGAGAAUAUACAGAGUUGCCGAUCAUGAUCCUUUGCAACCUAGCGGAGUUGGUUACAUGGCCCCAGUGGAGCAUUCUUUUGAUGUUGACCUCGUGGUUGACUUCUCCCAAUUCACUCAUGAUAGAGUCGACUUAGACUCAGAGGAUGAAAUUGGAGAAUUUGACGGAGAUGAUUCAGACUCAGUUUCUUCUGAUUACUCUUCUGAUUCAGAAUAG